Conger conger (European conger) is the source of this 2385-nucleotide messenger RNA. It is a transcript of the gene tspan5a, whose product is annotated as tetraspanin 5a. Lineage: Eukaryota; Metazoa; Chordata; Actinopteri; Anguilliformes; Congridae. Gene Ontology annotation, cellular component: membrane. Gene Ontology annotation, biological process: protein maturation; protein localization to plasma membrane; regulation of vascular endothelial growth factor signaling pathway. The transcript is spliced from 11 exons. Bases 342 to 1217 code for a protein of 291 amino acids. The record is from RefSeq and is a predicted model, not a curated record.
UGGGAAGAAAUGAACCGAACUCAUCGGUGACAUCUCUAGGAUUUAGCAAAUCUACACUGGAUCGUGAUAAGAACAACCGGACUAAACCCUUUAAAGAGAAAUCAUUAAAAUUUAACGUAUUUUCUGCAGCCAGAUUGACACCGUGUUUGUGUCAAGAGGAGAGUAAUUAUGUUUCUUUUAUUUGAAGACGAAUAAAACAGUUGGAUCAUUUUAACGCUUCCGUAGAACGCGUCCUGUGUGUGUAGUCGCCGGAUCACUGACCCGGCUGUCUUACUUAUUUUAUAUGAUUCCGUAGCCUUGUUUUUAUUUUGGGGGCCAGUUUAUGUUGAUGAAAAUCGAGCAUGUCAGGAAAACAUUACAAGGGUCAUGAAGUCAGUUGUUGCAUCAAGUAUUUUAUAUUUGGAUUCAAUAUAAUAUUUUGGUUGCUAGGAGUGGCCUUUUUGGGGAUCGGAUUAUGGGCAUGGAGCGAGAAGGGUGUGCUGUCCAACAUCUCGUCCAUUACGGACCUGGGGGGCUUUGACCCCGUCUGGCUCUUCCUGGUGGUGGGCGGGGUGAUGUUCAUCCUGGGCUUCGCUGGCUGCAUCGGAGCUCUGAGGGAGAACACCUUCCUGCUCAAAUUUUUCUCUGUGUUUUUGGGCAUCAUCUUCUUCUUGGAGCUGACUGCUGGGGUCCUGGCCUUCGUGUUCAAGGACUGGAUUAAAGACCAGCUCAACUUCUUCAUCAACAACAACAUCAGGGCGUACCGGGACGACAUCGACCUGCAGAACCUCAUCGACUUCACCCAGGAAUACUGGGAGUGCUGUGGAGCCUUCGGGGCAGAUGACUGGAACCUGAACAUCUAUUUCAACUGCACAGACGGCAACCCCAGCAGAGAGAAGUGCGGAGUGCCCUUCUCCUGCUGCACCAAGGACCCUGCGGAGGAUGUCAUCAACACACAGUGUGGAUAUGAUGUGCGGGCAAAAGCAGAUUCAGAACAGAAGACAUAUAUUUAUGUGAAAGGAUGCGUGCCGCAGUUUGAGAAGUGGCUUCAAGACAACCUGACUGUGGUGGCAGGGAUAUUUAUAGGAAUUGCACUGUUACAGAUUUUCGGGAUAUGCUUGGCACAAAACCUUGUGAGUGACAUUGAAGCAGUGAGGGCGAGCUGGGUGCCCCCCUCAAUCUCCGCUCGCCGGCCACCCCCGCCUCACUCCGGCAAGAAAUCCAGCGCAUACUCAUGAGGAUGUGUGUGUGUUUACCUGCCUGUUCACCUGAUGCUGCUGCCAACUCUCACCUAUGAGGACACAGGUCUCCUAAAGCAUGCCAACACCAGCAAAGGAUGGAGGAGGGAAGGCCAAGUUCACUGCAUCUGAAAACUGUACAAAGAUUAUCUGUACCAUACCAUGAUCUGUACAUAUUAAUAAUUUUGUAGGAGUUCCAUGAGUCUUUUUUUCCAAUAUUUGUGGUGGUGUCAAACACCUUGUGUAAGAAAUGUAAAAAAACUAAAAUAAAAAAAAGGAACGGGUUAUUGUGUAAAUACACUGCAUGCCUAACAGAAGGGCAUUGGUUCUUGUGUAUUCCAUGAUGUGAAAGUUAUUUUGUUCACUCCAAUGACCAGUGUUAAGGUAGCUGUCAUAUUCCACUUUUCAGCACACAGGGGUUAGAAUAUUACAAGGAUUCAUUGAAAUAGACCACGGCCAAAACAACAAGUAUUUUCAGCUGAAGUAUUUGAGCCUCUGCCAAGCAUACGUGGGAGGGUGGCAAUUUGUCUUCAUUUCGUAUUGUUCAGUAAUGGUACCCUUGUACACAUUUUGUAUUCUUGCACAAGACAAGUGAAGUAUCUUUGUCUUUGUAGUACAUACGAGUUGAUUCCCAAUUAACUCAUUUUGGUAUGACAUAAAUAGGCCAUAGAGAUGAGGCUAACUUAAAGGUUCUAAAUAAUGCUUUGGUCUUGUGGUGUCUAGAGAAAUGUUGUUUCUUUAUAGUUGAUAGAAUGUUCAGGCUGCAUCCCCUACCAUUUGAAUGGUGCUUAAGGUCUGCAAGCGGCCUAUCUGAGCCAACAUAUCCAGGAUUUCUCAUCUCUGCUCCUCAUGGCACCAGGAACAAGGGCCACUGCUGCAGUACAUCUGCACCGGUGUGAAAGAGAAGCCCUUCACACCCCAGGCAAAAAGGGCGUUUCCCUCACAUCGACACCCCCCAAACUGCGCUUUUAGUCCAUAGUGAGAGAGGAUCAAUCAGCCAUCCCGCCGGACUAGCUUUGGCUCUGUACACACACGCGCAGAGCGUCCACCAUUUUACUUUCACUGUCUGAGCUGAUUCCCCUGUGAACUAAAUCCAGCCUUAUUCCUGUACCCAAUGACAUUGUCUAGGAUGGUAAUAAAUAAAUAAAAAAUAACCAAAAUUUGAAAA